UAAAGUUUUGUUGUACUUGCCUGUAACAGUGUCUGCAGACAAGUGGCUGAAACCGUGAAACGUUCUCAUUUAUUUUCACAGAAAAGUUAUGGCGAGUUCCGUUGCUUACAAAGGUGCGUCUAUUUUCAUAACUGGUUGUAAUCGUGGCGUUGGACUAGCGAUAGUAAAAGAAAUAUUAUCACAACCUCACUCGCCAAAAGCGUUGUUUGCAACUUGUCGUUCAUUGAAAUCAGAUGCUUCAAAAGAACUACGCGCUCUAGCGAUGAAGAAUCCUGUUCUGCAUCUUUUGGAAUUAGACGUAACUAAUGCUUUGCAACUAGAAGCUGUUGUAGAAGAGGUGAAAACAACUCUUGGUGACCAUGGCUUAAAUCUCCUUAUUAACAACGCAGGUAUUUAUGAUUUAAAGAACUCUGAAUAUGGGUGUGCUUCAAGCACUUUGGAUGAUGUAAAUCGAGAUUUGAUGAUGAAAGUGUAUGAGACAAAUGCUGUUUCCCCAUUGAUGAUUGUUAAAGCAUUCUUGCCAUUAUUACAACUGGCAGCCAAAGAUGUUAAAUGUCAACCACAAGCUUGUAUUGUGAAUAUUUCAUCUGAUGAUGGCUCAAUAACAUUAAAUGCUGGAGGUCAUUACCAAUAUAAAUGUUCUAAAGCGGCAUUGAAUAUGUUAACAGUAUCUCUUAGCAUAGACUGUGCUAAAGAUUGUAUUACUGUAGUUUGUAUUGAUCCAGGGUGGAUGAAAACUGACAUGGGAGGCAAAGCAGCACCUAUGUCUUUAUCUGAUGCAAUACCUGUAUUAGUUCAGCUAAUUGGCUCAUUAGAUAUGUCAAAAAAUGGUUCAUUUCUACAGUACAAUGGUAAAACUCUACCUUGGUAAAAACUGUCAAUUAAUAUGUAAUAUUAAUUUUUGUGAGGUUUUUGAAGUUAUUGAAACAUACAAAUUGUAAUUGAAAUUUUAUUCUGUUUUUUCAAUAUUAUAUUUAGCAGAAUUUUGUAUCAUCAGGAAAAUACAGAGAUAUGAAAAUGUA
This is a messenger RNA of Xenia sp. Carnegie-2017, 1022 nucleotides long. Its product is annotated as C-factor-like. The record is from RefSeq and is a predicted model, not a curated record. Lineage: Eukaryota; Metazoa; Cnidaria; Anthozoa; Malacalcyonacea; Xeniidae. The transcript has 2 exons. Bases 89 to 871 code for a protein of 260 amino acids.